GCUUCUUCAGGAACAACAGAGCGCCAACUCUUUCUACCACCUCAACAGCUUUCGAGACUACAUAAAACUGAAAGAUUGACGUUUUAGGCCAUGUUAAUGUGCAUUAGCUAAUCGCAGUGUUUAAAACACAUUUCAGUUGACGUUAACAUGAACCUAAUGUGCUUGUUCAAUUUGCAAAUGUUUUAAAGAUUGAUACUUAGCAUUAGCGAAUAGCCUAGUGCUAGGCUAACUAGCAAGCUAACAUCCCUGACAAUGAGCUCAUUAAACUACUCAUCCCCUGCUAAAGAAGAGGAUGUCUGCUGUCCGGAGAAAGAAGCUCUGGCGCUGAACAUUGUCGUGAAAGACGAAGAGGAGGAUAUUACAGUGAAAGGAGAGAAAGAUGCUCUGGCGCUGAACAUUGUCGUGAAAGACGAAGAGGAGGAUAUUACAGUGAAAGGAGAGAAAGAUGCUCUGGCUCUGGACAUUGUCGUGAAAGACGAAGAGGAGGAUAUUACAGUGAAAGGAGAGAAAGAACCUUUCAGAAUGAAAAAGGAGGAAGAAGAGAAAGCAUCCUCUUCCUCUCUAAAAGGUUCUAUCUCAGUAAAGGUGAAGGAGGAAGAGGUUUUGGGAGUGAAAGAGGAGGAGACAGAAUAUCAGAUUAACACCAGAGAGAGACAUGACUAUCGUGGAUCCUCUGGGGAGCCUCAACAACAUCCUGAUGCUGACGAGACAGAGAAGAGUCUCUCCAGAUCAGAACACCAGAUGGACAACGCUAGCCCUUCCUCUCUCCCGGAGUCCCCGUGUCGUGCCUCUCCCGGUAGCACCUUACUGCUGGGUAUAAAGAGGUUGUCUGUGUUGCUGGUGGACUGCAGGAAAACAACGGGGCUGAGUGGAACUGUGAGAGGAGGAGAAGAGAAGAAAGGAUCGGGUUUGACUCAAAGUAAGUGCUGUAGUUCAGUUUGAACAAAUAAA
This is a messenger RNA of Oncorhynchus masou masou (cherry salmon), 951 nucleotides long. RefSeq lists its product as uncharacterized. The transcript is spliced from 4 exons. The coding region runs from base 253 to 942 and encodes 229 amino acids. The record is from RefSeq and is a predicted model, not a curated record. Lineage: Eukaryota; Metazoa; Chordata; Actinopteri; Salmoniformes; Salmonidae.